Molecule: messenger RNA, 6167 nt
Organism: Dreissena polymorpha
Lineage: Eukaryota; Metazoa; Mollusca; Bivalvia; Myida; Dreissenidae
Product: coiled-coil domain-containing protein 102A-like
Exons: 9
Coding region: 132-1700 (522 amino acids)
Cellular component (GO): myosin complex
Source: RefSeq, a predicted model, not a curated record
UUGGAGUUGAGUGUACUGUAUCCUAAAGUAUAGGCUCUUGGGGGGAAAUGCAAAACACAAACACUAAUAAUUUGACAUUAUAAUUUCCGUGGCAUUUACCAUUUCAGUUUGGCAUAAGCUGGAAACACAUAAUGAGUCAGAAACUACCACAGGGCCCAGGCCCCAAAGGGGAUGUCUCAUACCUAAGGGCCACUCCUGGACCCCAGUUCCCAGUAGCCCCCUCCCCCCUGCCAGCCAUGGAUGGUAACCAUGGUAACCACAUGAUGAAUGCUCAUCCCCAACAACACAGCGUUAACAGCGACCUUGAGGACAAGCUCGAACUUCAGCAGCGGGAAUUGGACGAAAUCCGGGCACGGGCAUCACAAAUGGAGAAAACAAUGCGCUGGUGGUCGGACUGUACUUCAAACUGGAGAGAAAAGUGGAGUAAAGUGAGAAAUGAAAGGAACAAGGCUCGAGAGGAGAAUAGACAGCUCAGAGGGAAGCUUGACUUGCUGAUUAAGGAAAACAACUCACUAAAAAGAGAGAAAGAAGAACUGGUUAACAGCAAUAAAACAAACACUGACAAAAAUGUUGAAAAGAAAUUAGAUUUAACCUCUAAUUCUGCAUCUAAUUCUGCGGUUGUUGGUCAUGGUAUUGUUCAUGAAGGAACUACCGAAAACGCAGUGGUAAAUUUAUCUGAUGAGAGUGUGCAAUCUAAAGUGAAAACAACACCAGUAAAAAGUCCAUUGAAAGAUUCUGGUUCUCAAACACCAGAUGAGUUUGAGCGAAAAGUCAAGGAAAGUGGACCUGGUAUGAAGGAAGAUAAGCUGACACUAAUGGAACUGAGGCUGAAUGAAUCUCAAAAGACAAUCUCAGGAGAAAGGGAAGAGAAGACCCAGCUAGUGAGAUCCCUGGAGGACGUCAGACAUGAGCUAGCGAGUCUGCGAGUAAGAUAUGAGGAGCUCAAACAGUCCAAACAGGAACUGGAAAUACAGCUGGAGAGGGUUAAGGAGCAACACCAGGAUGACCUUGGAAGGUUGACCUCUGACCUUCAGGAUGAGCAGACGUCAAGGUCAAGCAUGGACAGGAGACUCAGUGAACUGAGAGUGGAGCUUGAGAAGCUGCAGCGGGAGAAUGCAGACGAAUGGGGUCGGCGGGAGCGUCUAGAGACGGAUAAGUUAUCAUUGGAGCGCGACAACAAGAAGCUGAGAUCGCAGGUGAGCGACCUAGAGGAGCAGGUGGAGAGGAAGAGCAACCACGCCUCCACGGUGGUCAACAAAGACCUCAAGACACUGCAGGCCGAGGUCUCAGAGAGGAAUAAGGAGCUAGCAGACCUGAAGCAUGCGCACUCGAAGCUGAAGAAGUCGUACCAGACCGGUGUGACAGACCUGGACCACAGCAAGCGUCGCUGUGAGCAGUUUGAGGCCGAGGUCAAGAAGCUGAGGUCUCGUGUAGAGGAGCUCAAACAUGACCUGGCGGUCGCUGAGGAUGAGGUGGACACGCAGUCUAACAGCGUGCGUAAGGUACAGCGGACCAACGAUGAGCUCCAGGAGCAGGUGGAUAACCUCAACGUGCAGGUGGAACAUCUGCAGAGCAGAUUGCGGCGGGCGUCUGUGUCUGGGACAACUGUCCAGCCCUCCAGCCUGCGCACAUUCAGCCCAGACCUUCACGCACUUGAGUUGGAUGAUGAUACAGACGAUGACUUCAGUGAGGGAACGUGAUCCACUACCGUGAGACAGAAGUGAAAACUGCCACAACUUCAUUAGAAAUUGGUGUCCAUCUGAAUCAUGUGCAGAGUUUGUUUGUCUUUAACCCUUAACAGAUCAUAUACGCUCUUUAAUGUAUUGGUAGUCCCUAAAAAAAUUAAAUAAAAUUUAAGACCAUUAUUUUUAGACUUAAGUGUUAAAGGCUUCAUUUCCAAUCCAAAGAUUCUGAAGAGGAGCAAACAGCAUAAAACCUGAACAGCAAGCAAGUUACUAGACAACCCUAUUAAAGAAGAAAAAUGGUACAGGUAUGUAACUGUUUUAUACAGUUUUUAUACGCCGAUUUUUAAAAACAGGACGUAUUAUAGUUUCACUCUUGGCGAGCGGCGUCCACAGCAGUGUCCGCUCUUUAAUUUAAAUAAUUUUCAUCCGAUCUUUAGUGCAUUUCAAGCAUUUAGCAUGGUGUCCAAAACCUUCGAACGGGCGAAUCUUGUGACAGUUUGGCACUCUUGUUGUAAUAAUCGCAGAUUUAAAUGUCGAGUUAGAAACGUAUGAAAUAUUUUGACUUUUUGUGUUUUUUUAACUGAAUGAUGACAGAUUUAAUUUUUGAUGAGCAUGGUUUAAUUCUAUGUUUCCAAUUAUGUUGUUUAUGUGACCAUAAACAACUGAACCAGACAUAAACCAGACAUUAUUUCUUAAAAUUUGUUGAUUGUCACAUUUAAACAUUAAAAAUAUGCCUCUUGUAAGAAACAUUUUAAAGAUUUUGUCUAGAACUGUUGACCUUACUGGUAAGUUUUAGUUUUUUCUAAGCUUUCAUGAGUGAUUCAAUAUUAGACAAAAAUCUGGGAAUUCUUUCUUGUUACUCAUGAGCUUACCUGUGCAGACCAUGCUUGUUGACUUUCUGUGAUUGAAUUUUUAUUGCCAUUCAUUUGUAUGUGUCAGGCGUUGUCAACAUUGACUUUGUUAACUAUCUAGAGGCCAGAAUUAUAGUCCAAUUUUGAUAAAACUCUGUUCGAACAUUUGUCACAACGAUAUCUCAGCCGAGUUUUGAAUAUGUUUAUGGUUAGUUAAAAAACAAAGCUGUCAUUAAUUUUAUUGGAUUUAAAUAAAUAAUGAUUAUUGUUUUUGAAUAAAUGGAUGUUGAUCAAUAAGUAUUAUUAUAAAAUGUUUUAUUAAUGACCUUGUUACCUCUGCAUAAUGUGUAAUAAACCAUCUGUUCAAAUACCUCAUUUUCCAUGUUUUCAAGUUAAAAAUAUAUUCGAAAUGCUGGUUGUUUAGAUCUUUUUUUUGGGUGGAGGGCAGGAUUAAAGUUAAACAAAGUAAUAGACAAACAUAGGAUGAUGGGAUAAAUUUGUAUUCAUUAUUUUAUUUAUACAUAACUUAUUCAAUGAAUUUUAUAAAUUUGUAUUAAUUAUAUAAUCUUUUGACCUGUAUCUAAUGUAUGCCAUACUCAAUAUUUUAUUUUUGUUAACCAUAAGACAUGAACAGUGGCAUAAAUUCUGAGUGUCUUCUCAUUAGGGUAACAUCUCAUACUUCUUUGGGUUUAUUAGACAAUCUUUUUAUGUUUUAUUGGUUAUACUGUCAUCAUGAAGCAUGAACACAUAAUCAAUUAAAUUAUUUCAUUAAAUUGUUACUAAUCAUUUUGAUCUUGUUAAUGUUCUUGUACAUAUUGUAACACAUUAUGUAAUCAGGUUUGUUCAAUUUAUGUACACAUUACAGUGCUAUUCUGACAUGCAAGUUUAUAGAAAUGCUAUUCUUUGUUAUCAUUUUCAUAACAUUCUUCCCCAUAUUUGUACAUAUUUUUCACAUACAUACACAUAUAUAAUGCUAAAGUUACUGUCUGCCACAUAAUCAUUAUACAUGUUUAUUUGUUUUCUCGUAAAUUGAAUUUGAGAUUGUGAUUUUGUAUUAUUUGCAAUAUUUUCUACUGUGUGCAAAUCACUCAUUCACUGCAAAAAUGCUUGCUUGUACUCCUCAGAACGUUUGAAAGCAUGUACAUACAAGUGGAAUAUAUGGCCAAAACUUACCAUUCAAUUAAGGCAGCAAUGAUAAUUUUGUACAAUAUACUAAAUAGACUGUACAUUUAUGAGAUUCCUGCACCCCUUUGUAGUAUGCACAGGCUAACUAAAUAGACUGUACAUUUAUGAGAUUCCUGCACCCCUUUGUAGUAUGCACAGGCUAAUCUGGAACAACACUUAAAGCCUACAUUAAGCCUAGUUUACACUUAAAGCCUACAUUAAGCCUAGGUUUCCCAAAACAUGGCUCAACUUAUGGGUGGGGAAUUAUUUUAGUAGCUCAAGGCAUUUUCAAUCAAAUUGUGUCAGUUGAUCAAAAACACUGUUUAAUAAUCUAGGUAUAUACAUACAUCAUCUAGUACAUAUAACAAUUUUACAUUCUGUACUGUAUAAAUUAAAUGUAUAUUAUAUUGCAAGAAGACUUUCCUUAAAAUAUGAAAUAUUUUUUUGCCAGCUGAGUAAAGAAUAAAAUGUUAUUGAAAUCGUUUUCACAUAUUCACAGAUCAUUUUUUUAGAUGAAUCAUCAUGUAAUUUUGCACAUUAGUAAUGUAGUAAUCCAUUUUGAUUUUCCAUGUUGUGAAAUUCACUAAGACGGGUUCCGGCUAAAAUCAUGAAAUAUUUUAAAUAUGUCAUUGCUUGAUGCUUUUGUUUUUGCCUCAGUAAUAAUAUCAAGAAAAUCAGGAAUGUACCAUUUUUUGUCAAGACAUUAUCUUUACUUAAAGUUGUUAAGAAAUAAUUUAUUUUACAAUAUUUUCUCUCAAACUUUUUAUGUCACUUAAAAUUUAAAUGCAGGUUUAUUUCACGUUUUUUGUAAUUUGAUGUUGUGGUUUUAUCUUUAUAUGCUUAUUUAUAUAUUUCUGUUUUGCUAAAAUUAUAAAUACAUGUAUGUAUUUCUUCAUAAUAUUAAAAAAAACAAAAAACAACAAACACAAUAAACAGGAACAACAUUAUUUGUUGAAGUUAUAUUUUAAAUUGUUUUAUAUCAAGAAGUUAUUGCAAUAACAAGGCAAACAAUUUCUUUAGCCCUCUUACAGACAGCUGGAUGUAGGUGUCUUAAUGGUCGAGUGUUUGUGCCCGAGUGUGUUGUUCUGAGUUUGUUCCAACUGUAACUGCCAAUCAUCUUUCACUUUGAAACUAACUGACCACAUAUAACCACCAUGAAGACUUAUUAUAGAGGAGACAGCGUGUUGCGUGUAAGAGGUCAAGUUCAUACAGAAGUCGCGGUCAUACAGAGGUCAAGGUUAUAAAGAGGUCGUUUUAUGUUUGACGUUUAACUGCAUGUCCUAUCUGUAACUUCAGCAUUCAUCAUGCAAUUCUGAAAUAAUUUUUUACUAUUCUUCACAUUGUGGAGACAGCUUGUCAGUAAUAUAAGUUUCUAUACAUAUACAUGUCACACUUGAAGGCCAAAGGAUAAUAUUGGCCAUAAAUCAUUUUGUACAGACUUUAACUUUCAUUCAUUCAUUCAUCAUUCAUCGUUUUAUUAUAAAAACAUUAACCACAAAUUGUUUACCAUUUUUCUUCCUAGCUUCAAAGUCAAGAAUACACUGGUAAGUCAAAAGUAAAGUUUAAGGUUUACUCGGCUUGUUCAGACACCAACAUCGUCAGUCAUGAUUUUAAAGUUACUUACGACAAAUAUUCACCAUGAUGUGCAGAUGGCUUGUCACCUGUACAACCUCUCCCUAGCUCAAAGACAAAGGUCAAGCUUAGAGGUAAAAUGUACAAUAUUUGCUUCAUAAUUUUUUUUUCCUGGACUGUAAUUUCAUUAUGAGUUUAAAAAGAAAUAACCACAAAUGUGGAACUGACAACUCCCUUUGGGGACUACUUACGGCUAAAAGCCAUACCUGUUUAUGAUGCAGCUAUGAUUAUAACAGGCAUUAUCGAAUAUAGACUCAACAUGUUGCUAAUGGGCAUCUAAAUAGUAUAUCUUUAAAACAGGACAUACAUUUCUUUAGAAGAUAUGUUAAGUCUGAGAUUAGAAAAAAAACUGAAUUACAUUUUCAUCAGAAACAAUAUAUCUUCAAGUGCCCUUGCCACAUGCACACUGUUUACAAUUGAUAGAUUUGCAAUGUGUCUAGAUUUUCCAUUGUUAUUGAAAUACAGUUUUGUCAUUAUUUAUCUAUAAAAUUAAGACCAAUAUUGGACGAUGCUUUAAAAUAUCAGAAUAUAGAUAUAUUAACUGACAUUGUUAGAUAAGAUUCUUCACAUGUUUAUUUGUCAUUUAAAAUGACAGCAAUACAAAUAUCAAUGUUUAAUGUACCUGUGUACCGACAUACACUGAACUCGUUAUCAACUUAUCCAAAGCGUAUAAAUAGAAGUAUAGUUUAAAUAGUAUCUUUCAUAAUUCAUUAGAUGAUGCAAUUAGUUUGCUAUACUAUUUCAGCCAUAUUUGUUCACACGAUGGUAACAUACAGAUAUAAAACUUUACCUAAAUCAUGUCAAAAAGCAAUGUGUAUAUAAUGUUGUUCAAUAA